AUGAAACGUCAAAAGUCACGCACUUUCAUCAGCCGCACCAUCUCGCGUGUCAAGUCUCGCAUUUCUUCAUUCGGGUCCACGACCGAAAGCCCCAAUCCACUCAUUGCUCCACCUUCGCCAUCUACCACCUUGAUCUCUGCGACUCCUACGCCUCGAGCAUGUCGGACCUUACCGCCGCGACGCACGGUACAUGGAACGUCGAUAGGCCAAAACGUUGAUCGGACAAGCCGUGAGGUCAACCGAGCUCCACCUGUUGAUGGACCGUCUGACCGGGAUGAGGCUUCGCGAUGGCCAGCGGUGGCUGCACUGGAGCUGAAGACAUCAACCUGGACAGUGUUUGGCACGCAUGCGAAGUAUCCGGCCACCGCCUAUGUCAAUUUCGAUAUCACCUGCGAGUACCAUGAGCACGUUGUCGGCAACUCCGGAGGUUCAGAGUUGCACCGUGAUUCAGCGAACGCGAAAGAAGGAGGAUUUCUCAUGGACCUGACAAUCAUUCCCACACUCACUGGACCAGGUGUCCUUCUCAAGCAAUAUGGGCAUGUCACCAAGAAGUCACUCUCUCCGGGCGAGCGUUGGAUGCUCGUUCUUCACAUUGGAAUCAAGGAUACAUCACUGGCAUCAAAGCUUUCCACCUCAUUCAGAUCCCUAGGCGGACGACUCGGCAAGGUUAGCAACGUGGAUGUGAUCAAUCGAUGGCUUGAGGUACUACAAAAGGACACGGCCCAGCCCGAGUUGGUUCGGCCUAAGCUUCUCGUCUCGGCACGGGUAGGGUUCCGCCACAGCAUGCUUCCUCAGACCACCUUACUCAUCGAGGAGCGGAUGACGGAGGUUGCCAUGACGGAGCAGGAGAUGGAACGUGCAAGACUUGGGGGAGUGAAGCUAGAAGACGUGGACGAGGAAGAGGAUGAGGAGCGAUUGAGAGAGAUGCGAGUGCUGGGAGCUCCAUGGCUCUGA
Molecule: messenger RNA, 954 nt
Organism: Cyphellophora europaea CBS 101466
Lineage: Eukaryota; Fungi; Ascomycota; Eurotiomycetes; Chaetothyriales; Cyphellophoraceae
Exons: 1
Coding region: 1-954 (317 amino acids)
Source: RefSeq, a predicted model, not a curated record